AUGCCGCGAGGUGAGAGUGACUCUUUUCCUCGCUCUCACUCCCUUCCCUUCCGUCCCUCCGUCGCCGCGCCUGCCCGCAGCACUCGCCUCACUGACAGACACCGAUGCCAGCACCCGGACGAUCUGAUUGGCCGGCGCACGCGCUCCAUCGCCUCGUCCAACCGCCUGUCCGUCUGCUCACCGUCCGGCCGACUUUCACCUCUCCCAGGCCUAGCCCGGCUCGGCUCGGCUCGGCCCGGCCUGAAGGGACGGCUGGCCUGCUACAGCUAUCGAUUGACGCGGCUCGGUAAACAACCGCCUCAUUAG
Molecule: messenger RNA, 306 nt
Organism: Protopolystoma xenopodis
Lineage: Eukaryota; Metazoa; Platyhelminthes; Monogenea; Polystomatidea; Polystomatidae
Source: the annotation of a GenBank genome assembly